Nicotiana attenuata is the source of this 2368-nucleotide messenger RNA. RefSeq names its product 4-alpha-glucanotransferase, chloroplastic/amyloplastic. The record is from RefSeq and is a predicted model, not a curated record. Gene Ontology annotation, molecular function: 4-alpha-glucanotransferase activity. The coding region runs from base 195 to 1934 and encodes 579 amino acids. The transcript is spliced from 16 exons. Lineage: Eukaryota; Viridiplantae; Streptophyta; Magnoliopsida; Solanales; Solanaceae. Gene Ontology annotation, biological process: carbohydrate metabolic process.
AAUCACGUGCCGCUUCCAAAUCUUACUCCACUCUGCUCUUUUUUCAUUUGAAACAAAAAGGCAAUCCCAAUUUCAGAAUCAACCCCACUUUCUCCAAUCAAAAAAUUCUCAUCUAAAUCUCAUAUGGUCUCAGUAAAAAGCUCACAUGUGUGACCAAAAACUAAUAAUCUUCUCACAUCUGGGGUUAAUUAUCAAUGGCAAUUCACACUUGUUUCUCACUAAUACCUUCUUGUUUCUCUUCACCCAAAUUGGAAUUCCCAAAGAACAGCAUUUUUCAGUCUCCUAGAGAAAUCUGGUCAAAACUCAGUUUCAAUUCUGAUAUGAAAAGAUCGUUUGUUGGGGUACGGUUUCAAAAUGGAAACGUGCCUUGUGUGGGUGAGGACUUGCCGAUUGAGUAUGCUGAUUGGUUGCCAAAACGGGACCCAAGUGAUCGUAGAAGAGCUGGAAUUUUGCUACAUCCGACGUCGUUUCCUGGACCUUAUGGUAUAGGGGACCUUGGCCCUCAGGCUUUUCAGUUUCUUGAUUGGCUUCAUCUUGCUGGUUGUUCCAUGUGGCAGGUUCUUCCACUUGUACCGCCUGGAAAGAGAGGCAAUGAAGAUGGAUCGCCCUAUUCAGGCCAGGAUGCAAAUUGUGGUAACACCCUUUUGAUUUCUCUUGAAGAGCUUGUUGAUGAUGGUUUACUGAAGAAAGAGGAGCUUCCGGAGCCACUACCUGUGGAUCGUAUCAAUUACUCGACUGUUGCUGAGAUAAAAGAUCCUUUGAUAGCCAAGGCAGCAAAGAGGCUUCUCUCCAGUGAAGGGAAACUGAAAGAACAGCUCGAAAACUUUCGCAGGGAUCCAAAUAUAUCGAGUUGGCUAGAGGAUGCUGCUUAUUUUGCUGCCAUAGACAACUCUUUAAACACUAUUAGCUGGUAUGAUUGGCCUGAACCAUUGAAAAAUCGCCAUCUUGCAGCUCUAGAAGAAGUUUAUCAAAGUGAAAAGGAUUUUAUCGACACUUUCAUUGCACAACAGUUCUUAUUCCAAAGGCAAUGGCAAAAAGUUCGUGACUAUGCACGAUCAAAAGGAAUCAGUAUUAUGGGAGACAUGCCAAUAUAUGUUGGCUAUCACAGUGCUGAUGUUUGGGCCAACAAGAAACAUUUUCUGCUGAAUAGGAAAGGUUUCCCUCUUAUAGUUAGUGGUGUUCCUCCAGACGCCUUUAGUGAAACUGGUCAACUAUGGGGCAGCCCGCUCUAUGACUGGAAAGCCAUGGAGAAGGAUGGAUUUUCGUGGUGGAUACGCCGCAUUCGACGUGCAACGGAUCUUUUUGAUGAAUUUAGGAUAGAUCACUUUAGAGGAUUUGCUGGAUUUUGGGCUGUUCCUUCUGAAGCAAAAGUCGCUAUGCUGGGACGGUGGAAGGUGGGACCAGGAAAACCGUUGUUUGAUGCUAUCUUCCAAGCUGUUGGGAAGAUCAAUAUUAUAGCAGAAGACUUGGGAGUAAUCACCGAGGACGUUGUUCAGCUUAGAAAGUCCAUUGAGGCACCUGGCAUGGCCGUACUCCAGUUUGGAUUUGGCAGUGAUGCAGAAAACCCUCAUCUGCCUCACAAUCACGAGCAGAACCAAGUAGUGUAUACUGGAACUCAUGAUAAUGAUACGACUCGAGGUUGGUGGAACAUCUUGCCACAGGAAGAGAAAUCCAAUGUAUUAAAGUAUUUAUCAAACAUUGAGGAAGAGGAAAUAUCAUGGCGCCUGAUCGAAGCUGCAGUUUCUUCUGUAGCCCGUAUCGCAAUUAUACCAAUGCAGGAUGUACUUGGGCUUGGGAGUGAAUCCCGAAUGAAUAUUCCAGCAACUCAGUUUGGAAACUGGAGUUGGAGGAUUCCUAGUUCUACCAGCUUCGACAGCUUGGAUGCGGAAGCAAAGAAGCUAAGAGAUAUACUUGCAACUUAUGGGCGGUUGUGAUGAUGAAUGAUGGUUAAAGAUGUUAAUGUGCUCUCUGCAUGCUGCUUCCUGCAAUGUUUGUGCGCAAGAUGGCCGCACAUUUUCAUAGCUGAAGGACAUUCUCAGGCUCGGUACACAAAUGUGCUAGGCCAUAGAAUGAGAUCUGCAUACACAUUGUUUCCGCCACAAUUCGCUGCUUCAUCACGACGAAGGAAUGCCAGUAUGUUCAUUUUUGUGAUCUUUAGGCCCCCCUGAGGAAGCAGAUAAGCAGACUAAAACAGACUAGGAGUUCUAUUAUUCUAUAUUAGUCGGUAAAAACUACUGAUGUUAGAGAAAUGCCAUAUUUAUGCAGAAAUAUGUCAAAUGUUAAAUCUCUACUGUUCUAAAAUAAAUAACGCAUCUUUUUGUGUCAUUUCUAUUUGGUGCAAGUGAUACAAUACUUCUAGUUCUGUCUC